This is a messenger RNA of Plectropomus leopardus (leopard coralgrouper), 1409 nucleotides long. NCBI's taxonomy places the organism in Eukaryota, Metazoa, Chordata, Actinopteri, Perciformes, Serranidae. The record is from RefSeq and is a predicted model, not a curated record.
AAGAGCCAUUGUACAACCUGACUGCGCGGAGGUGAACAACAAGCACUUUCACUACGUGUCGAGCAGUUUAUUUGUACCUGACAGCAGAACAGCGUAACUACAGAUUUGAACCGUAAAAUAAAUCGUACCGUCGAAGAACUAAAGGGGAAAAAAAGACCGCUUACACGAGCCGAACGACGACCGUAUUUUCCACCCGGGACGCUUCACUCGGCGGAGGGAUUCAACCCGACUCUUAACCGACAUCCGAAGAGGAGAAAGCCGCCGGUUAGCCCCGUUUUUCCGCCUCAUAUCUUCAUUUUACGGUCGUGCUUGGCUUUUCUCCUAGGUCUGCGCCCUUAUUUAGAUGGCCAGCUUCCCAGACUCUGUAAACGAAAAUGAUAUAGGUAAGGCAAAGUUCAUCGGUGAACUCCUGGUGCCUGCUGCUCCCUUCGACCAGAAGUCUGGGCGCGAGGCUUGGACUGUAGCCUUCGCACCCAAUGGUUCCUACUUUGCUUGGUCUCAGGGGCAUCGCAUCGUCCGGCUCGUUCCCUGGACAGAAUGCCUGAAGAACUUUUCAACGGGCCACAACGGAGAGGCCACCAAUGCCUCGAGCCCCCGCCGUCUGUCCCGUCAGAACAGCAGCGGAAGCCAGGUAAUCCCCGCGGCCGGCGAGCCCCGCGAGCACACCAUCGACUGCGGUGAUAUCGUCUGGGGUUUGGCCUUCGGCUCGUCGGUGCCAGAGAAGCAGAGCCGCUGUGUUAACAUCGAGUGGCACCGCUUCAAGUUCGGCCAGGAUCAGCUGCUACUGGCCACAGGCCUCAACAACGGUCGCAUCAAGAUCUGGGAUGUUUACACUGGAAAACUGUUGCUGAAUCUGAUGGAUCACACUGAUAUAGUGCGAGACUUGACCUUCGCUCCUGAUGGCAGUCUCAUGUUGGUGUCUGCAUCCAGAGAUAAGACCCUCCGUGUGUGGGACCUCAAAGAUGAUGGUAACAUGGUGAAGGUUUUGCGGGGGCAUCAGAACUGGGUGUACUGCAGCGCCUUCUCCCCUGACUCCUCCAUCCUGUGCUCAGUCGGCGCCGGCAAAGCGGUACGUACACCAGUUCCUGUUUACUUCUUUUGAUGGGAUUGCUAGCUAAUCUUUGUUCAAUUGCUUGUGACCAGUUAUGCUCAAUCAGCUUACAAAUGAAAACCCGUCUGCCCUGCCCUCCCAUUUCCACCUCAGAGCAAACUGUGCUCGGUGUCAUGAUAAGUUGUGCUACCUGCAUGUAGUUUGGUUUUGUUUGCAGUGGAAAAAAAUCAGGCUUUGGGUGUUCUGAAGUUUGCAUGCAGAGCAGACAACUGUUUUCACUAUUGGUAUAUAGCUGAAAUUAACUUGUUUCAUCCUCCUAAAGUAUUUAUGUUGAAGUGGGGGAGACCAAACUGAAUAU